AUGGCAGCCAUGGCAUUCCUUAUUGUGAUACACGGCACGUAUGAAAAAUGCCUGAAAGGACUGAGGAUAGGCUGGUUAGGGUUCAGUCAGGUGAGAAAGGGAGGGAUUGUGAGUACACUGCCCCUGGCCUACGUGGCACGGACUGAGACUCUGGCUCCAGGUCAGACCAUUACAUCCAAACCCCCUGCUGGAAUGAGGAAAGUGACCUUAUUGGGUCCCACUGGGAAACCACAUUAUCCUGCAUCCUACCCUGUCCAAACACAAGCCUAACCCACACCAACUGGGCCUGGGGAUGACCCCAUCCGUUUAAUGUGCUGUUCAUGAAUGGCAAAUUGUUCAGAACCAGUCCGUGGUUCUACACGUGCCACAACCACGUUGCCGUAGGAAAAUAGGAACGCUGGUCGCAGAGUAUAUUGAAUUAGUCUUCUAGACAAACAUUUUUUCCAAGCUAACAUGCUGUGUUGACAGGGCCAUAAACAACUCAAAGGCUAUUCCAGCUCACUAUAGCCACUGUGAUAGUUGUUGUGCUUACAUUACUUCAGGUAAAUGUUUAUUCUUGACUUUCUUGUUUCCCAGGGAUACAGUGGUGAGGGAGUCUUUGAAUAUCCUUCACUUUGAGGCAACAGUUCUACAGAUUCACAUGAAUAAAGCAACCCCUUGAUGACAAAAACCUGUGACUUGUAGCCACCUUCACAGCAGAGAGUGCUUCCCUCUUCCCAGCCUUUCCUUGAUUACUGUAAUCAUUUUUUGAAGUGGUCUACUAUCAGUUUCUCUUCAACCAACAAAGACAAUUGCCCUCCCCUCCACCUGAAGGCAACUUCCUGCCCAAAAUGCCUCUAGUCCCAUCCUUCCUCCUCCUGCUCCUCGCCUGCCCUGCCCUCCUGACCCUAUCAGGUUCACAGAGCCUGCAGACUGGGGGUCAAAGGGCACCCAGGAACACAAAGCCAGAGGGUGGCGGGCAGCCAAUCAAAGUCAUGAUCUCUGAGGCGUGUGUUCAAGGGGACUCCAGUCAGACCCAGGGCAAGGAACUGGACCUUGAGCCUGGUUCUCCUCUAGUCUUUACCCAUCGGAUCAAACUGGUUCCGGGGUCAUGCGGAGGCGGGUGUGAGGCCGAGUUUGCUGCCCUGCGAGACCGUCUGGAGAGGCUGGAGAAGGAGGUGUCUGCCCUGAGGGAGAAGUGUGGAGGCCCAGAGGGGGGCUGCUGCACAUCCCAGCAGAGCAAAGGUACAGUAGGACUGCUGCCACGUGACUCACUGAUCAACUGGGUCUGGUUAUGACCAUUACAUGGCAUCCCCUCAUAGCUCCUCCCAUCUCACUGAAUCACCCAACUGGUUCUCAUUUGAGCACACACACACACACACACACACACACACACACACACACACACACACACACACACACACACAGCUCUUACAUUUAUAUAAAAAACGAUCCAAUACUGACCUCAACCAUGAUCGCAUUUUUAACUGGCAGACUACAGCCAUGCUCAUAUUAUGAUCUAACUGACAUGAGUAAUGAGGACUCUACUAACGGGUUCGACCAAUCAGAGCAAAUACAGUAAAGGGUCCAGCUCUAACUUUCUGCCCAAUGUGAUCUCAGACAAUCCUCCUAAUCUAGCUCUCCACCCUUCUCUCAAUGUGGGGCACUUUCAGCAACAGCAGGGAUAGUUUAUCCACCAAUCUGUUUAAAAUAUCAAUACACUCUAGCAAUGUUCCCUCUAAUCUUUUUCAGCACACAGCAAAUUUCAGGUCUGCUGACCGCAAACUUGAACAUCGUGAAAAUUCUGUGCAACUUCCAGUGCGCGUUUACUAUGAACACUGAGGCUAUACCCGCUUUAGGUUACAGUUUUAACAGUGGCCAAGUAGGCUAACGUGGCUAUUUGAUCAUAAUGUAGGCCUACCAGAGUGGCCUACCAUCAAAAACAAUGGAGAAAAUGCAUUCCAGAAUAUUUUAACAUAGAAAUAGCUGUUCUAUCAUUCAGCCUAGAGUAGCAGCCAAUGUGUGGUGAAUAACACUGAAUGAAGAAAACAUGCAGGGCUUGACAUCAACGUGUUUAUCCACUCGUCCUUCAGACAAGGAGGUGACUGAAAAUGUUGUUGUGUUGUUUGAUGCAAGAAACCAUUUAACAAAAUAAAAUGCAUUAUUAUUCCCAUUCCAUUAUUACUGAGAAUCAGACAAAUUAUGCUACCCUCUGCAUAUUGACUACUUAGCUUAUUCAAGUCUGUCUCAAAAUACAACACUGCCCCUUUAAGACAAAAAAAGCUCUUUACCUGACUUGCUUUUCAAAGAUGUCUAGAAAUGUACACGUUUUGUGCUCUUGUAGGAUGCAAUCACUCCCCUAUUGCUGACUACAAAUAACCUAUAACUGGGCUAAUAACUCACUAACUAGCAAACGAUGUGAACUAAAUGUGCACACGUGGCUAAUUGCAGCACUUGCUUUGAUCUCUAAACAAGCGCAUCUACUCACAACCACAGCUGUAAACACAGUCCAGUUCAAAGUAAACGGCACAGAUCCAUAUAUGGCAAUGAUCUAUUUGCAUACAGUGCAUUCUGAAAUUAUUCAGACCGCUUCAGUUUUUCCACAUUUUGUUGCAUUACAGCCUUAUUAUAAAAUGGAUUAAGUACAUUUUUUCCCUCAUCAAUCUACACACAAUACCCCAUAAUGACAAAGCGAAAACAGGUUUUUAGAAAUUUUAGCAAAUGUAUAAAAAAAAAAAACGGAUAUACCUUAUUUACAUAAGUAUUCAGACCCUUUGCUAUGAGACUCAAAAUUGAGUUCAGGUGCAUCCUGUUUCCAUUGAUCAUCAAUUUUUGGUUUCUACAACUUGAUUGGACUCCACCUGUGGUAAAUUCAAUUGAUUGGACAUGAUUUGGAAAGGCACAUACCUGUCUACAUAAGGUCCCACAGUUGACAGUGCAUGUCAGAGCAAAAACCAAGCCAUGAGGUCGAAGGAAUUGUCUGUAGAGCUCCGGGACAGGAUUGUGUCGAGGCACAGAUCUGGGGAAGGAUACCAAAAUAUUUCUGCAGUAUUGAAGGUCCCCAAGAACACAGUGGCCUCCAUCAUUCUUAAAUGGAAAAAGUUUGGAACCACCAAGACACUUCCUAGAGCUGGCCGCCUGGCCAAACUCAGCAAUCGGGGGAGAAGGGCCUUGCUCAGGGAAGUGACCUAGAACCAGAUGGUCACUCUGACAGAGCUCCAGAGUUCCUCUGUGGAGAUGGGAGAACCUUCCAGAAGGACAACCAUCUCUGCAGCACUCCACCAAUCAGGCCUUUAUGGUAGACUGGCCAGACAGAACCACUCCUCAGUAAAAGGCACAUGACAGCCCGCUUGGAGUUUGCCAAAAGGCACCUAUAGGACUCUCAGACCAUAAAAAACAAGAUUCUCUGGUCUGAUGAAACCAAGAUUGAACUCUUUAGCCUGAAUGCCAAGCGUCACGUCUGGAAGAAACCUGGCACCAUCCCUGCGGUGAAGCAUGGUGCUGGCAGCAUCAUUUUGUGGGGAUGUUUUUCAGUGGCAGGAACUGGGAGACUAGUCAGGAUCGAGGGAAAGAUGAACGGAGCAAAGUACAGCGAGAUCCUUGAUGAAAACCUGCUCCAGAGCGCUCAGGACCUCAGACUGGGGCAAAGGUUCACCUUCCAACAGGACAACGACCCUAAGCACACAGCCAAGAAAAUGCAGGAGUGACUUCGGGACAAGUCUCUGAAUGUCCUUGAGUGGCCCAGCCAGAGCCCGGACUUGAAACCGAUCGAACAUAUCUGGAGAGACGUGAAAAUAGCUGUGCAGCGACGCUCCCCAUCCAACCUGACAGAGCUUGAGAGGAUCUGCAGAGAAGAAUGGGAGAAACUCCCCAAAUACAGGUGUGCCAAGCUUGUAGCGUCAUACCCAAGAAGACUCGAGGCUGUAAUCACUGCCAAAGGUCCUUCAACAAAGUAAUGAGUAAAGGGUCUGAAUACUUAUGUAAAUGUAAUAUUUCAGUUUUAUAUUUUUAAUACAUUCAGCAAAAAUUUCAAAAAACCUUAUUUUCCUUUGUCAUUAUCGGUUAUUGUGUGUAGAUUGAUGAGGGGGUAAUAAGGAUGAAGCGUAACAAAAUGUGGAAAACGUCAAGGGGUCUGAAUACUUUACGAAUGCACUGUAUAGGCCUACUGCAGCUCUGAUUGGUUAUGCCCACCGGUCUGUGUAGAGUAUAGCCUGAGUCGUGCACAAUAGAAUCCUUCUCCGGUGCGUUCUGCCUACAACAAAAUAUAUUGCAUUGAUUAUUUUUCUAGUACGUUGCAUUGAAAGUGGCUAAUAUUGCGUUGAUUCGAUCACAAUUGCCACAGUAAAGGGAAACGUUGAUAGUGUUAACUAACAGGGAAAACUCUAGAAAGUUGAGUGAAGUUCAAUCUCGUGCUUCUCUCUGUGGGCUGAUAUUUCUUCUAUACUCUGCGUGGCAGUCUCGGGGCUACUGCGCGCCCACGCACGUGCGCAGCUUAGCGAGAACAUUGCACUCUAGUGUCUUACUGUUUUACUCUCUGUCUCUGUCCAAACCACCUCUUUAGGCGCUGAGUGCUCCAUCAAGCCGGAGGGAGACGAUUGUCCUAACGAGUGCAGUGACCAGGGACGCUGUGAGGACGGCAAGUGUGUCUGCUUCCCAGGGUUCAGUGGGCCCGACUGCAAUUUGUCUGACUGCCCCGACAACUGCAAUGACAAGGGGACGUGUGUGAACGGCCAGUGUGUGUGCGACCCAGGUUUCACAGGGCCAGACUGCUCUUCAGAGUCCUGUCCUGGUAACUGUAACAACAAGGGGCGAUGUGUGAACGGCCAGUGUGUGUGCAACAAUGGCUUCACAGGCCCCGACUGCUCCACCAAAGCAUGCCCUGGAAACUGUAACAACAAGGGGCGAUGUGAGAACGGCCAGUGUGUGUGCAACAAUGGCUUCACAGGCCCCGACUGCUCCACCAAAGCAUGCCCUGGAAACUGUAACAACAAGGGGCGAUGUGAGAACGGCCAGUGUGUGUGCAACAAUGGCUUCACAGGCCCCGACUGCUCCACCAAAGCAUGCCCUGGAAACUGUAACAACAAGGGGCGAUGUGAGAACGGCCAGUGUGUGUGCAACAAUGGCUUCACAGGCCCCGACUGCUCCACCAAAGCAUGCCCUGGAAACUGUAACAACAAGGGGCGAUGUGAGAACGGCCAGUGUGUGUGCAACAAUGGCUUCACAGGCCCCGACUGCUCCACCAAAGCAUGCCCUGGAAACUGUAACAACAAGGGGCGAUGUGAGAACGGCCAGUGUGUGUGCAACAAUGGCUUCACAGGCCCUGACUGCUCCACCAAAGCAUGCCCUGGAAACUGUAACAACGGGGGGAAGUGUGUGAAUGGCAAGUGUGUGUGUGAUAGCGGUUUUACAGGGCCAGACUGUUCUACCAAGUCUUGCCCUGGCAACUGCAGCAACCGUGGAAAGUGUGUGAACGGCCAGUGUGUCUGCGACAGCGGCUUUACGGGGCCGGACUGUUCCGCCAAAGCAUGUCCCAAUAACUGCAGCAACAAGGGAAGGUGCGUGAAUGGGAAGUGCGUGUGUGAAGUGGGCUUCACUGGGCAGGACUGCACCGCUAAGGGCUGUCCCGAUAACUGCAGCAACAAAGGGCGCUGCGUGAAGGGGAGGUGUGUGUGCCGCCGUGGUUUCGCCGCCCCGGACUGCAGCCAGUGUGAAGCUGGGUUCACUGGAGCUGACUGUGGCACAGGUGAGUCUCCAAAUAUUCUCCAUAAAACACUCUCGGCUGCAAUUGGCUUUUAUAUUGUCCAGUGAAACAGAGUGCACACUGUAUUAGCCACAUGGCAGUGCUAAUAUAUCAUACUGUACAGUCAGUGUGGAAUAUAGGGCGGCAGGUAGCCUAGCGGUUAAAAGCGUUGGGCCAGUAACCGCAAGGUCGCUGGUUCGGAUCCCCGAGCUGACUAGGUGAAAACCUGCCGAUGUGCCCUUGAGCAAGGCACUUAACCCUAAUUACUCCUGUGAAUCGCUCUGGAUAAGAGCAUCUGGUAAAUAUAGUAUUCCCUUCUAUCCAAUUCCACAUACUGUUAUAUGUGCCACAUUAUGCUUUCAAGUACUGUAUGUAGACCUCUACCAUACGUUGCAGCUUGAGGUGCUUACACAAGUUGACUAAUGGACUUUGACUUCUUAGGAAAAAUAGGACUCUGUAUUUUACAUUGACUUUACAGUUAAAUGGGGGAAAGGUGACAAAAGGAUGCCUUAUUGCCUUUAAAAUCAAUUCCAUGGUAAAUCACUUUAGCUAAUGCAAGGAAACAUUGCAUGACAUUGUUGGCUUGAAUGACUGAAACUAAGCAUCUAACCCCCCCCCCCCCCCCCCCCCGUCUCCAGCAAUGUCUGGUGUGUCCCAGCUCAACACUAAGGACAUCACUGACUCCUCUGUCACCCUCUUCUGGACCCCACCUCCAGUCCAGUAUGACACCUACCACGUCACCUUCACCAGCCAGGUAACAACACCCUACACACCCUACUCACAAGUUCUUAUGAAGUUGUGAGUUGUGAAUCUGGGUCCUAAAUAAAGCACAAAGUAAACUGAACUUGAGAAACAACUGUUAGACAACAGAUGUAUUUGCUGAGAAUGAACAGUCACCAAAAUGAACAGAAGGCUGCUCUCAUGGCACGAAGCCCGGUUCUCAUUCCAGGUUUUAAGACUUGUUUUGGGGGCAAAUGUUGAAAAGGUCAUGGUGGUGCGUUAUUUCCAUGACAAAUCCCCAAAACGUUUGCCUACAAUGUCCCUGAAAGCCCAAGGGAAUUCAAUGGUGGCAUACUGUAAAUAAAAACCUCCCAUGGAAAAAGACAUUGACUCCUUUGGCUUCAAAUCAAAUAAUGUCACAUGCUUUGUGAGAGAAAAAAAGAGAAAUAAUAUUUAAAAAAUAACACAAGGAAUAAAUACACUAUGAGUAAAGAUAACUUGGUUAUAUACAUGGGGUACCAGUACCGAGUCGGUGUGCAGGGGUAUGAGAUAAUUUGAGGUAGAUAUGUACAGUGCAUUCGGAAAGUGUUCAGACCCCUUUACUUUUUCCACAUUUUGUUACGUUACAGCCUUGUUCUAAAAUUGAUUAAAUUGUUUUUUCCCCCUCAUCAAUCUGCACACAAUACCCCAUAAUGUUUUCACUUUGUCAUUAUGGGGUAUUGUGUGUGUAUAUGGGUGAGAGAAAAAAUAUCAUUGUAAUCCAUUUUGAAUUCAGGCUGUAACACAACAACAUGUGGAAUAAGUCAAGGGGUAUGAAUACUUUCUGAAGGCACAGUGCAUUCGGAAAGUAUUCAGACUCCUUCCCUUUUACCACAUUUUGUUAUGUUACAUUUGCCCAUUGUUUUCAAAAUUCUUCAAGGUCUGUCAAAUUGGUUGCUGAUCAUUGCUAGACGACCAUUUUCAGGUCUUGACAUAGAUUUUUAAGUAGAUUUAAGUCAAAAUUGUAACUCGGCCACCCAAGAACAUUCACUGUCUUCUUGGUAAGCAACUCCGGUGUAGAUUUGGCCUUGUGUUUUAGGUUACUGUCGUGCUGAAAGGUGACUUCAUCUCCCAGUGAAUGGUGGAAAGCAGACUGAACCAGGGUUUUCUCUAGGAUUGUGCCUAUGCAUAGCUCAAUUCCAUUAAUUUUUUUAUCCUGAAAAACUCCCCAGUCCUUAACGAUUACAAGCAUACCCAUAACAUGACGCAGCCACCAAUAUGCUUGAAAAAAUGGAGAGUGGUACUCAGUAAUGUGUUGUAUUGGAUUUGCCACAAACAUAACACUUUGUAUUCAGGACAAAAAGUGAAUUGCUUUGCCACAUUUUUUGCAUUAUUACUUUAGUGCCUUGUUGCAAACAAGAUGCAUGUUUUGGAAUAUUUGUAUUCUGUACAGGCUUCCUUCUUUUCACUCUAUCAAUUAAGUUAGUAUUAUGGAGUAACUACAAUGUUGUUGAUCCAUCAUCAGUUUUCUCUAAUCACAGACAACUGUGUAACUGUUUUAAUGUCACCAUUGGCCUCAUGGUGAAAUCCCUGAGCAGUUUCCUUCCUCUCUGAUGCCUGUAUCUUUGUAUUGACUGGGUGUAUUGAUACACCAACUAAAGUGUAAUUAAUUACUUCACCAUGCUCAAAGGGAUAUUCAAUGUCUGUUUGUUUCUACCAAUAGGUGCCCUUCUUUGCUAGGCAUUGGAAAACCUCCCUGGUCUUUGUAGUUGAAUUUGUGUUUGGAAUUCACUGCUCGACUGAGGGACCUUAUAGAUAAUUGUAUGUGUGGGGUACAGAGAUUAGGUAGAUAGGCAUUCAAAUGUCAUGUUAGACACUAUUACAGCACACAGUGAGUCCAUGCAACUAAUUAUGUGACUUGUUAAGCAAACUCUUACUCCUGAACUUAUUUAGGCUUGCCGUAACAAAGGGGUUGAAUACUUAUUUGACUCAAGAUAUUUCAGCUUUUAAUUUUUUAUAAAUUUCUAAAAUGUUCUACAAACACAAUUCCACUUUGACAUUAUGGGGUAUUGUGUGUAGAUCAGUGGCACAACAUCUCAAUGUAAUCAAUUUUAAAUUCAGGCUGUAACACAAAAUGUGGAAAAAGUAAAGGGGUGUGAAUACUUUUCAAUGUGACGAGUCAAAAGAGAGUGCAAAAAGGGUCAAUGCAGAUAGUUAUAUAGUUAACCAAUAUCUACCCGGACUAGCUAUUUAGCAGUCUUAUGGCUUGGGGGUAGAAGCUGUUCAGGGUCCUGUUGGUUCCAGACUUGGUGCAUCGGUACCGCUUGCCGUGCGGUAGCAGAGAGAACAGUCUAUGACUUAGGUGGCUGGAGUCUUUGACAAUUUUUAGGGCCUUCCUCUGACACCACCUGGUAUAGAGGUCCUGGAUGGCAGGGAGCUCGGCCCCAGUGAUGUACUGGGCCGUACGCACUACCUUCUGUAGCGCCUUGCGGUCGGAUGCCAAGCAGUUGCCAUACCAAGUGGUGAUGCAGCCAGUCAAGAUGCUCUCAAUGGUGCAGCUGUAAAACUUUUGAGGAUCUCAGGGCCCAUGCCGAAUCUUUUCAGCCUCCUGAGGGGGAAGAGGCAUUGUUGUGCCUUCUUCACAACUGUGUUGGUGUGUGUGUGGACCAUGAUAAUUCCUUAGUAAUGUGGACACCGAGGAACUUGAAGCUCUCGACCCGCUCCACUACAGCCCCGUCGUUGUGGAUAGGGUCGUGUGCAGCCCUCCGUUUCCUUUGCCUUGCUGUCAUUUAGGGACAGGUUGUUGUCCUGGCACCACUUUGACAGGUCACUGACCUCCUCCCUAUAGGCCGUCUUAACGUUGUCGAUGAUCAGGCCAACCACUGUUGUGUUGUCAGCAAACUUAAUGAUGGUGUUGAUAUCGUGUGCUGCCACGCAGUCAUGGGUGAACAGGGAGUACAGGAGGGGACUAAGCACGCACUCCUGAGGGGCCCCCGUCUUGAGGGUCAGCUUGGCGAAUGUGUUGUUGCCUACCCUCACCACCUGGGGGCAGCCCGUCAGGAAGUCCAGGAUCCGAUUGCAGAGGGGAGGUGUUCAGUCCCAGGGUCCUGAGCUUAGUGAUUAGCUUGGAGGGCACUAUGGUAUUAAACCCUGAGCUACAGUCAAUGAACAGCAUUCUCACGUAGGUGUUCCUCCUGUCCAAGUGGGAGAGGGCAAUGUGGAGUGCAAUAGAGAUUGUGUCAUCUGUGGAUCUCUUGGGGCGGUAUGCGAAUUGGAGUGGGUCUAGGGUGUCUGGGAUGAUGGUUUUGAUGUGAGCCAUGACCAGCCUUUCAAAGAAUUUAAUAUCUACAGAUGUGUGUGCUACGGGGCGAUAUUCAUUUAGACAGGUUACCUUGGCGUUCUUGGGCACAGGGACUAUGGUGGUCUGCUUGAAACAUGUAGGUAUUACAGACUGUGUCAGGGAGAGGUUGAAAAUGUCAGUGAAGACACUUGCCAGCUGGUCAGUGCAUGCUCUGAGUACGUACAGUUGAAGUCGGAAGUUUACAUACACCUUAGCCAAAUACAUUUAAACUCAGUUUUUCACAAUUCCUGACAUUUAAUCCUAGUUUAAAUUCCCUGUUUUAGGUCAGUUAGGAUCACCACUUUAUUUUAAGAAUGUGAAAUGUCAGAAUAAUAGUAGAGAUAAUUAUUUAUUUCAGCUUUUAUUUCUUUCACCACAUUUCCAGUGGGUCAGAAGUUUACAUACACUUAAUUAGUAUUUGGUAGCAUUGCCUUUAAAUUGUUUAACUUGGGUAAAAGGUUUCGGGUAGCCUUCCACAAGCUUCCCACAAUAGGUUUUGUGAAUUUUGGCCCAUUCCUCCUGACAGAGGUGGUGUAACUGAGUCAGGUUUGUAGGCCUCCUUGCUCGCACACGCUUUUUCAGUUCUGCCCACACAUUUUAUAUUGGAUUGAGGUCAGGACUUUGUGAUGGCCAUUCCAAUACCUUGACUUUGUUGUCCUUAAGCCAUUUUGCCACAACUUUGGAAGUCCAUUUGGAAGACCUAUUUGCGACCAAGCUUUAACUUCCUGACUGAUGUCUUGAGAUGUUGCUUCAAUAUAUCCACAUAAUUUUCCUUCCUCAUGAUGCUAUCUAUUUUGUGAAGUGCACCAGUCCCUCCUGCAGCAAAGCACCCCCACAGCAUGUUGCUGCCACCCCCGUGCUUCACGGUUGGGAUGGUGUUCUUCGGCUUGCAAGCAACCACCUUUUUCCUCCAAACAUAACGGUGGUCAUUAUGGCCAAACAGUUCUAUUUUUGUUUCAUCAGACCAGAGGACAUUUCUCCAAAAAGUACGAUCUUUGUCCCCAUGUGCAGUUGCAAACCGUAGUCUGGCUUUUUUAUGGCGGUUUUGGAGCAGUGGCUUCUUCCUUGCUGAGCGGCCUUUCAGGUUAUGUCGAUAUAGGACUCGUUUUACUGUGGAUAUAGAUACUUUUGUACCUGUUUCCUCCAGCAUCUUCACAAGGUCCUAUGCUGUUGUUCUGGGAUUGAUUUGCACUUUUCGCACCAAAGUACGUUCAUCUCUAGGAGACAGAACGCGUCUCCUUCCUGAGCAGUAUGAUGGCUGCGUGGUCCCAUGGUGUUUAUACUUGCGUACUAUUGUUUGUACAGAUGAACGUGGUACCUUCAGGCAUUUGGAAAUUGCUCCCAAGGAAGAACCAGACUUGUGGAGGUCUACAAUUUAUUUUCUGAGGUCUUGGCUGAUUUCUUUUGAUUUUCCCAUGAUGUCAAGCAAAGAGGCACUGAGAUUGAAGGUAGGCCUUGAAAUACAUCCACGGGUACACCUCCAAUUGACUGAAAUGAUGUCAAUUAGCCGAUCAGAAGCUUCUAAAGCCAUGACAUCCUUUUCUGGACUAUUCCAAGCUUUUUAAAGACACAGUCAAUUUAGUGUAUGUAAACUUCUGACCCACUGGAAUUGUGAUACAGUGAAUUAUAAGUGAAAUUAUCUGUCUGUAAACAAUUGUUGGAAAAAUUACUUGUGUCAUGCACCAAGGAGAUGUCCUAACCGACUUGCCAAAACUAUAGUUUGUUAACAAGACAUUUGUGGAGUGGUAAAACAAGUUUUAAUGACUCCAACCUAAGUGUAUGUACAUUUCCGACUUCAACUGUAAGUGCUACAUUUGCCUGCCCUUAUUUGCCGUUGGUGGAUAAUAUGUAAGGUAAUUUAAAGGUAAUUUCAGAUUGAGAAGAUAUAUAUAGCUUCUACCGUGAAUGCUGUCUCCGCUAACACCGGAACAUUGCCUUUAAAUUUCAAUCACGCUGUAACGCUGAACUUCCGCGAUACGGACUGAAUAGAGCCCUUUGUUUUCUAUGCCAAAUAAAUCAAUCCAAAGAUUGAUCUUGAGAACAGUAACACACCACAGUUUGACAGCUGAGCAGCAGAGGUCCAUCACACAACUGAAAGAUGAGUCCAUAUUCAACAGUUACUGGCAGGGGAGCCUCAGACCAUGUCAGAAACAGAUGACUCUCAAUCCCUCUUAACUCACAAUUACUGUGUUUUUCAAUUUAAAUUCAGUCAUUAAUUUCACUCAGCCUUUAAAGACUUUCAAAUGGCAAAACAAUUGUUUCACUGAGCAAAACCCUUUAGUGAACUGUUGGAGUACAUAACAAGGUUUAUAGAUCCUGUAAAUGUGCAGAUAUGCAAACGUUUUGCCAAAAUAAAUAGCAGUGGACAUUUUGCCAGUUUCUGUUUAAUGAUGUUUGGCGUUAACUAACUGUCACUUCAGUAAAUACUGGUUUGCUUUUACUGGUUCAACUGAUAUACUGUCACGAUCGUCGGGAACAGAGGACCAAUGCGCAGCGUUGAAUGCAAACAUAUUUAUUACCACUGAAGGAUAACACGAACAAAAACGAUAACGUGACAGUCAACGGUCUAACACAAACCAACUAGAACAAGAACCCACAAACACAACGGGAAAAACAGACAGUUUAAAUAUGGCUCCCAAUCAGAGACAACCAGCCACAGCUGACACUCGUUGCCUCUGAUUGGGAGUCACUCAGGCCAACAUAGAAAUAAACCAACUAGAACUCCCAACAUAGAAAUAGAAUACAUAGAUCUACACACCCUGGCUCAACAUAACAGUGUCCCCAGAGCCAGGGCGUGACAGUACCCCCCCCUAAAGGCGCGACCGCGCCAACUAAAUACCACAGGGGAGGGACCGGGUGGGCACUCCGCCUUGGCGGCGGAUCCGGCUCCGGGCCUGAUCCCCACUCCCUCUCCAACCCCCCAAAGUACCCCUGGUCCGGUCUGGCCCCGCUGGCCGGAGCUGGACUGCACACUGAUGGAGCGGAUUGCUCUAGCUCCGGCGUAACGCAUCUGACCGGUGCCGGACCAGGCACCAGUGGAACAGGCACGGGCCGUGCUGGACUGACGACGCCCACCACUGGCUUGGUGUGGAGAACAGGCACGGGCCGUGCUGGACUGACGACGCACACCACUGGCUUGGUGUGAGGAGCAGGAGCGGGCCGAACCGGGCUGGCGACGCGCACCAUUGGCUUGGUGCGGGAAGCAGGAGCGGACUGGACCGGGCUGACGACGCACACCACUGGCUUGGUGUGAGGAGCAGGAGCGGGCCGAACCGGGCUGGCGACGCGCACCAUUGGCUUGGUGCGGGAAGCAGGAGCGGACCGGACCGGGCUGACGAUGCGCACCCCUGGCUUGGUGCGUGGAGCAGCAACGGGCCGGACCGGGCUGACGAUACGCACCCCUGGCUUGGUGCGUGGAGCAGGAACGGGCCGGACCGGGCUGACGAUACGCACCCCUGGCUUGGUGCGUGGAGCAGGAACGGGCUGGACCGGGCUGACGACUCGCACCCCUGGCUUGGUGCGAGUGGCAGGAACAGGCCGGACCGGGCUGGCGACGCGCACCAUAGGCUUGGUGCAGGGAGCAGGAACAGGCCGGGCUGGGCUGGCGACGCGCACUGUACACUUGGUGCGGGGAGCAGGAACAGACCGGACCGUACUGGGGACACACACCACUGGCCCUACACCGGGAUCUGGAACGGGCCGGACCGGACUGGUAACACACCCCAGUACCUCUCGCCGUGCCUCUACACCUUCCAUCCCCUCUUCGACCAGUGGCCCCCGUAACCUGGCGGCCUCCUCUGCCAACCCGCUGGACCGCUCUAUCGCGGCCUCCUGCUGCCCCGACGUCGUGAGCCCCCCCCUAAAAAUGUUCUGGGGUUCUCUCUUCCCCGUGGGCCAGGCCUCUAUAAUUCUUGCCCAACUCUCGCUCUUCUGCUUCCAACUCCCGCCAUUCAGCUCCUCAUUGGGCUUGACCCAGUCGAAGCUCUUCCUCCACUGUUCCCAAGUCCACCCUCUCUGCUCCUCACUAGGCUUGACCCAGUUGAGGUUGCCACGGAGAUCUGCUAGCGAUUCCCCUGGCGAUGGCUCCUGGACACGCUGCUUGGUCCAGUUUUGGUGGGUUCUUCUGUCACGAUCAUCGGGAACAGAGGACCAAUGCGCAGCGUUGAAUGCAAACAUAUUUAUUACCACUGAAGGAUAACACGAACAAAAACGAUAACAUGACAGUCAACGGUCUAACACAAACCAACUAGAACAAGAACCCACAAACACAACGGGAAAAACAGACAGUUUAAAUAUGGCUCCCAAUCAGAGACAACCAGCCACAGCUGACACUCGUUGCCUCUGAUUGGGAGUCACUCAGGCCAACAUAGAAAUAAACCAACUAGAACUCCCAACAUAGAAAUAGAAUACAUAGAUCUACACACCCUGGCUCAACAUAACAGUGUCCCCAGAGCCAGGGCGUGACAUAUACUUAUAUACUGGUUCAACUUAUACGGUUGGAUUCACAGCCAUAGUAACCACAGAACGGAGGAUAUAAUAAAAAAUAAUAAUAAUAAUAUAAUUAAUAUAAAAGCAUUACAUAAAAUGUAAAACAUAUGACUGACAUACUGAUCUGGAUUUCUGUUGAACAUAACAGGACUUAAUAACAUUACAUAAGUGUAUUGUAUUACAUUUGUUCAGCAGCUCAUGGUAUCAAUCAGUGGAUUCAAAAGAUAAAAUCCAGUUUCCAAUAUCAAAAGGUAAUUCACAGAGACAUAUGCUACCAAUUUUAUUCAAAGCUGCCUUUGUACUCUUUGUUUUGAGUAUAGGAUGUUAGUGUUUCACUGAUUUGCACUACAGAAUAACUUCCUAUUAAGUUCAAGUUCAGUUAACAUACAGUAGCCUGGAAACUAAGUAUAAAAACAACAUACAUUGCUAUGAUCUAAUACAAUAUCCGGGCCAUGUGUGCAACUUUUCACUUUCAGGUCUCCCACUGUAAUUGUGCCUUUAAGGCCCAGUGCAGUCAAAAACUUGAUUUUCCUGUGUUGUAUAUAUAUAUCAACACUAUGAGGUUGGAAAAAUGUUGUGCAAUUUAGAAAAUGAUGAUAAUGCCCUUUUAGUGUAAGAGCUAGUUGAAAAGAUUGCCUGAAAUUGUAGCCUGUUUUGGUGAGAUGGAGUUGUGGUGACAUCACCGGGUGAUAAAUUAGUUAAUAUACCAAUAAGAAAUAGAGUUCCAAACCUCUCUGCCAAUAACAGCUAGUUUUAAAUGUUCCCCUCCCCACUCAGACCACUCCUAGACAGUCUUAGCAAAAUUCUUGCUUGAGAAAUUGCUUGUUGCUAAGAAGCAAUUUUUGUUUAUUUUUAACCAUUUUAAUUGAAAAUAAUCAAGGAAAGGUACUACAUUGUUAUCCAGAAAUGAUUUGAUAGAAGAAGAAAAAAACGGCUGCAUUGUACCUUUAAUAAAACAUAUGCUCCCAAUCUGCACAGAGGGGUGAUGUUAGAUGUACACAAUGACAAACUGGAUUGGUACUCAUCAUUCACAUGUUGUUGGACCUUGCUAUUACAGUAGACACAAGCACUCUAUAGAAGCUGUAUCCAUGUCCUUAAAAGUCUCAUCUACAACACUGAAACAAAGAGAGGCACCUUAAUGACAACCAAAAGGACCAUUGGAAAAGGUAGGGAAAUGGUACAAAGAUGAAACAACCCUCUUUUUCCUCCUUAAUGGAACUAUUUCAAUGAGUGAAUGAGAUUGUUAUUCUUCAUAAACGGGUUCCAGACAAAAAAAUAUAGAGAAAAAAUAUAUAAAAAAUAAUAGAGGCUAUUGUAGGUUAGUAGAGUGAAGUUUGGCCACAGCAUCAGCACUAGGAUGCAUUCCAAAAACUCAUCGCAAAACAACAACAGCGGAAACAGCCUAUUUUACAUACAUGACAGGGGUAGGUGUGAGAAGAAAUAUGGAGGAAGGGAGGACAUCCUUGUAAAGGGAAUAAGUAAAACUAGGGAUGAAAGUCAUAGGCGAGUCAAAGGAGAAAGUCAUAGCAACAAUAGUUAGGGAAAGGGAAGGAUAAUGGGAGAUAGAGAGAGUGGGCAGCAAGGGAGAAGAAAAGAUGCAGAUGUGGGAUGCUUGUUGCUGGGGCAGCCGUAAACACUGUCAAAAACAUGGCCCUGGCCAGAGAAAUGACUUCACUGGUCGGCAGCUGUGACACAGCGGAAGAGAGUGAAUGAGGGAGAUACACAUUAAUCUCUCAUGUUUACAGAUAAACAACACACGUAGACUAAACAGGACACAAACCCCACAUUGUGCAAGAUAAAGCACAACGACACACUCAAAACUAGAGGCAUAUGACAUACGCACACUGUAGAUCAACGCUGGGCAACCUGGCAACCCAGCUGGGCCCCAUUUCCCAUAUGAGAGAAUAUAUUACACAAUGGAGAAAAACUUGGAGAACACCCCCAUAAUUCUCAAAUUAUCACAUAUCAAUUAAGGAAAUUGUGAGAGUUGGAACGUGAAAGGAUGACAACAUUUCUCAAAGCUUUGUGAUCUACUGGAUUUCCCCUAUAUGUUAAUAAUUAAUUACUUUCACAAUACUACUAUUACAUAAUUGGAACUGUUCACCUCAGUGCCAAGAAAAGAAUGAAACUACCCACCCACGUUCAUUUCCAACAGAGACAUAAUGUUUCUAUAUUGUCUGAUGAUGUUUUACUGCAUAGCUGUUGAGUGGUGUAGUAAUGUGAUUUUAAGGCCCACUGUGGACAAUAAAUAUGAGUCCAGUUACUAAUUUAGAGAGUAGGCUCGGUUGAUGUUUACAAAAUAUCUGAAUAUAGGCUUCGGCAUGACAGAAUUUGUAAGUUAGCCUACUCCCCCUGCUGGUAAGCAUACAUGCACCCAUUCUAUAUCAUCUUUAACAGGUUCUGACUAGCAUUACAAAUUAACUGAAAUACCAGUAGGCCAAAAGGGCGUAUUAAUCCUCUUGAUAUCUGUUCUAACAUUGACCUUAUCAUUUUCUGUGCCACACAGAAAGAGGGCGAUCAACAGAUAACAUCUCAAGUUGGAGGCAAGCUCACGGCCUACACCCAAUCAGGCCUGGCGGCCGGGCAAGAGUACACAGUGACAAUCAAGGGAGAAAUAGAUGGGAGAAUGGGCGCUGAGAGCACAGCAGAAUUCACCACCCGUGAGUCAGGAAACCCCAUUUUGUAUCUCCUUAUUAUCAUUUUCUACUUCCAUUAUUGAUAGAUAUAAAUGCAAAGUUCUUUUUUUCCCCCACUACUUUUCCCUCACCUACCACUCAGUUAUCUCUGGUCCCACAAACCUUCAAGUUGUGAAGACAACCACAACAUCUGCAGUUGUCCAAUGGGAACAAUCGCAAGGAGACAUCGACAGGUAUCGCUUAACUGUUACACCCAAUCAGACAGACGGAACAGCCAAGGGAAGACAAGACCUGACCCUGCCCCCUGAGAGGGACUCUGCCCAGAUUGACGGUUUGGACCCGGGACAUUUGUAUGACAUCACAAUAGUGGCUGAAAAAGGCAGGAUCAAGAGCAAGCCAGCAACAGUCCAAGUCACUCCUGGUGAGUUUUAUUGGAUGAGGGGGUUGCUUACCUUACUUACUACAUUGCAUAUGAAAAGAUCCAGGGACUAGAUCGUAUAAGAAGCAAUCUUGAUUUAGUGUGUCAGAUUCUUUAUUAGUUUAUUGGGAAAUAAAGACCAUAAAAAUAAUACUAUAUUUUGAGAUAAGGGAGUUGCACAAAUAUACAGUCAUGAAACAACAAAUAAAUUGUGAACUAAGCAGAAGAAGCAGGAGAGAGAGAAAAUCAUAUGUUUAAAAAGAGAGGGAAAUCUCUGAAACAAAUUGGAUACCCUGGCAAUGUGAAUAUGCGAGGGAGGCCAGCCCUGCUCCUGUGAAGUGUUAUCCCACUAAAGUUAACAUGUCUAGACACGUCAUUAUUCAAUAGAGCAGGUCAUUGGAAGUGAAAUUAAAAUGUUAGAUUGAAAUGAAUUUAUGUACAAUAUAAAAACUCCUCCUGGAGCUAAGCUGAUCUCUCUUCGUAAAAUAUAUCUUCAUUUUCUUUCUUUCUUUUUGAUAAUUAAUGCUGCUCUCUUUCUUGACAAUAGCAGCACACACUUAACUCACAACAUUGAAUAUUUCAGCACCCGAACAAUGAAUGGCAAGGUUGUUUUAAUGACCAAAUGUAAUAAUCUUUCCACUUCUCCCUGCAGGUUUGGACAGCACAUAGGCAAACUAUUUAUUGCACUAAUGUCAAUGCAGGUGUUGUUGGAAAUAAUAAUUUUUCUAAUUGUUCAGUUCAAAGAUAAUAUUUGUGAUUUUCCCAUUUGGAUCUAACAGUGUUUCCCUCCAGUAGUGGUAUCUUUGAUUCCAAACAAUCGCUUCAUGCCUUUAGGAAAAUCCACAAAGACAAUAUCCAAGGUGACCAUGCAGGUAGCACCAGGAGUAGAAAGCCAUGAGGGAGACCCAGCAGGGAAUACAAAGCCUGUGAAGGACAUCUUCUACAUGAAGGCCAAGGGUGAAGAACCAGAGAGGGGGAAGGAUUGGAGUGGACCAGGCGCUGUAACAGUCGAAGGAACCAAUGGAACCAAAGAGGACAAAUCUGUUACAACCAGUACAAGACCACUUGUCAACACAAACUACAGGGUUGUACCUAAACCAGGUGAUAGAAUAACCUUGCCCAGGAAACCAUACAUUGGAGGGUCUAUCCAUUUUAAUGGUACAAGAGUAGGCCAGGGUGGUAGGAGAGUGGGUCACAGUCUCCUGAAAAAGCCUGCAAGCAGAAAUCCAUUGGAGGGACCAAAGGUCAAGAAGACCUUAGAUACUGACUCUAAACCAGAAAAUCCCUUUGUUGGGUACAGGACUAUAGCCUUAACUGUGAAAGACACUAACCUGGAGACAAGUCCUCUUGGAGAAAAAUAUGAAACUUUGACAAAGACCUAUCCUGUCGGAAUCCUUCCUGUAAAUGCCACUCCAAGCUCUGGUUCUGAUCAAACAGUGAUUCCUGGCCUAAAGGACCUACCCAAUAGAAAAAAAGGUACAGAGACUGAAACAAAUGAGCCAGGGCCAGGGACAGAUGGUUUGGAGCAUACCACCACAUCAGAAAAAAAUACUAUGGUUCACCCGAAAUGUGUCAACAAGGUUAAAUUGACACACAGGAAAGUCAAUGUGACCCGUAGAGAGAGAGUCAUUGGAGGGAGGGUGAAUGGCACAAUAGUUAAAAAUAAACCCACAACAGAGCAGGGGUUUGCUGAAAAAGAGGACAGUGCACUAAAAGUGUCUGAAACAGGACAUUCAAAGACAACAUUUUCUGAGCGCAACCUGGUAAUUCACACACAGAGAAAAGCAGAUGACAUUUCUCCACACACCACACAAAGUCCUACAUAUCCAACUUCCUCUUCACCAUCACCAGUAUCACCUACUUCCUACAUGUCAUGUUCUUCUUCAGCUCCUGCAAAACAAGAUGAAUCAAUGACCGGUAUGGGUCAACCCAUGACUGACAGACACGUGGUGAAUGCAAAGACUUUGCCUGUUCCCCAAUCCCAAUCAUCCAACCUCCCUCCAGAAAGGGAACCAACAUCCUCCAGUGAAUCAGAACAAAAUGGCAAAGGACCAUCUCCCUCCAACUCUGAGGAAUCAUACUCAGAUAAAGAUCAUGUUGCAGUAGCAGAAGUGGAUGUCAGCAAAGAUGGAGAGAAAACCACUGGCGUGGGAUUGUUUGGAACCAAACCAAAACAAAACAAAGACUCUGAGAAUGGGCGGCACACUACCUUUUCGCCGCCUACCUCCAAAGGGGCCCUACCAACGCCGCCCAAACCUAAAUAUGAGACCAUUCCAAAACAGGACACGUUCACCUUCUUCAGCUCCCACAAAACAAAAUGA
Messenger RNA from Coregonus sp. 'balchen', 19621 nucleotides. Lineage: Eukaryota; Metazoa; Chordata; Actinopteri; Salmoniformes; Salmonidae. The record is from the annotation of a GenBank genome assembly.